AUGGGGCCAAAAGGGAUCCCCAGCUGGUGUACUCAUUGUCCCCAGAAAUCUGCUGCCCUUAACUGCCUUAAACUGCCCCCUCACCCAGAGUUCUCAGGGGGCCUCCUGGAAUUCUCAGCUGAGAUCAGCUAUGGUCCAUUUGAUCCCAUUCUUAGUGACAAGAUUCAGUUUCCUUCCCUCUAUCAGAUGGCUCCUAAAGACUCUUCUCUUCACAAAGGUGUUGUCCACUUGAUGGUAUACUUUAAAUGGAACUGGAUAGGUCUAGUUGCCACAGAUGAUAUAAGAGGUGAGACAUUUCUGUGGGAGAUAAGAGAGAAAAUGUUAAAGAAUGGAGUCUGUGUGUCCUUCACAGAGAAGAUCCCUGUCAGUGAAAGAGGACAUAAAGAAUCACAUGAAAACUUCAUGGCCAGGAUCCUAGAAUCAUCAAGUGAAGUGAUUGUUGUCCAUGGGGAUGCGGAUUCAUUAAUGAUUCUGAGAUACUCACAACUUCCUAUAUUGAGUAUAAGGAAGGUGUGGAUUGCUACAUCACACUGGGAUAUUACUAUGAGACCUGGCUAUCGUCAAGGUCAUGAUUUUCAUGGUGCUCUCACAUUUUCAUACUCGACAAGUGAAGUCCCUGGGUUCCAGAUUUUUCUUAGGACAAUUAAACCUUCUAAAUAUCCAAAUGAUAUUUUACUUAGGGGAUUCUGGUUGUCAGUCUUUAGGUGCUCAGAUCAACUAGAAAAUGAAGAGCAAGGUAUAUGUUCACCAAAUGCUUCUUUGCAGACUUUGCCUCUGUGUUCUUUUGAUAUGACCAUGUCUGGCUUGAGUUACACCAUCUACAACACUGUCUAUGCUGUAGCUUGGGCUCUCCAUGAAGUAUUUCUGAGAAAAUCAGAAAAAAAUUUGAUGGGACAUGAAGAAUAUUUAGUCUUUCACUCAUGGCAGCUGCACUCCUUCCUGAAGAACAUCCAGUUUAACAACAGUGCUGGUGACUAUGUGAUUGUGGAUGAGAAAAGAAGCUCUGAAGCUCAAUAUGCCAUUAUGAACUAUAUUUUCUUUCCUAAUGAGACUGAUGCUCUGGUGGAAGUUGGGCAAUUUGUCCCCAGUGCUCCCCUUGGUCAAGAUUUCACAAUAUGUGAGGAUGCCAUAGUGUGGGGUUGGUGGAAAUCACAGCUUCCUCCUGGAGUAUGCAGUGAGAGUUGUGGUCCUGGGUUCAGAAAGAUCCCUCUAGAGGGGCAAGUGACCUGCUGCUAUGACUGCUCCCCAUGUCCAGAAGGGGAGAUUUCCAGUCAUAUGGAUUCAGAUCAAUGUAAGAAGUGCCCUGAGGAUGAAUAUCCAAAUGAGCAGAGAGAUUGCUGCCUCUCCAAGGUUGUGACCUUCCUGACUGUGAAAGAACCUUUGGGGAUGACUUUGGCCUUGAUGGCUGUUUCCUUUUCUUUACUGACAAGUCUGGUUCUAGUGGUCUUUGUGAAGUACCAAGAUACUCCCAUAGUGAAAGCCAAUAACAGGACUCUCAGCUAUACUCUCCUCAUCUCCCUCAUCUUCUGUUUCCUCUGCUCCCUGCUCUUUAUAGGCCAGCCUACCCCUGCCACCUGCCUCCUGCAACAACCAGUAUUUGGAGUUGUCUUCACAGUGGCUGUUUCCUCCAUUUUGGCCAAAACCAUCAUCGUGGUUCUGGCUUUCAGGGGUAUCAGGCCAGGGAGCAGGAUCCGCAUGUUCAUGCAUCCUAGAAUGUCUAUCUAUGUUGUUCUCAUCUGUUCUGGAUUUCAAAUGAUUUUCUGUGGCAUCUGGUUGGGCACCUACCCCCCCUUUCCAGAGGCAGACACACACUCUGAAUAUGGCCGCAUAAUCCUUAGAUGUAAUGAAGGCUCUGUCUUUGCAUUUUAUUUUAUCCUGGGCUACAUGGGCUUUUUAGCCCUGGGAAGCUUUACUGUGGCUUUCCUGGCCAGGAAUCUGCCUGAUACUUUCAAUGAAGCCAAGUUUAUCACUUUUAGCAUGCUGGUGUUCUGCAGUGUCUGGGUCUCUUUUCUACCCACGUAUCAGAGCUCCAAAGGGAAGGCCAUGGUGACUGUGGAGAUCUUCUCCAUCUUGGCCUCCAGUGCUGGGCUCCUGGGCUGCAUCUUUAUUCCCAAAUGUUAUGUGAUCCUCCUGAAGCCAGACAGCAAUACCCAGAGACAGAUCAAGAGUAAAUCAGCCUCUAAAGGCAAUACUUUUUUCUGGAAUGCAGGUUUACACUUCCAGUACUGGGAAUAA
Messenger RNA from Gracilinanus agilis (Agile Gracile Mouse Opossum), 2235 nucleotides. RefSeq names its product vomeronasal type-2 receptor 26-like. The record is from RefSeq and is a predicted model, not a curated record. Gene Ontology annotation, biological process: G protein-coupled receptor signaling pathway. Bases 1 to 2235 code for a protein of 744 amino acids. NCBI's taxonomy places the organism in Eukaryota, Metazoa, Chordata, Mammalia, Didelphimorphia, Didelphidae. Gene Ontology annotation, molecular function: G protein-coupled receptor activity. Gene Ontology annotation, cellular component: membrane. The transcript has 5 exons.